CUGAGUGUGGCGAAUGUGUCGACCCGCGUCCACGGCUUAGCGUUAGCUACAGCAAUGUUUGCCCCUUUUGUUCAACCGAGUUUGUGAAUUAUUCCCAAUACAAUGAAAUGAUCGGGAUAUCAUAUUGUUUCAUAAAACCUUCCCACUGUACCCGCGCUUUCUGUGAUGUCGACUGGGAUCAUCUAAUGAAUUAAAAUCGAUCCGCAGCGCUUCCGAUCAGGAGUGAGCUUUCCAGAAGCAGUCUUGAGGAACGUGGAGUAAUGUAAACGUGAGCAGCGUCAGUCGCAGCAGUGGCUGUUGGCACAAUGGGGCUGGACUUUGAUGUGAAGACUUUCUGCCACAACCUGCGGGCCACCAAGCCUCCGUACGAGUGUCCUGUGGAGAGUUGCCGCAAGGUUUACAAGAGCUACAGCGGCAUCGAGUACCACCUUUACCACUAUGACCACGACAACCCCACGCCUGCGCAGGCCGUACCACAGAAGAAGAGGAAAGGGCGGCCUCCCCGCGCGGCACUGGCCGGAUCAGGAGACACCGAUGAUGGAGGAGGGGGAGGAGGAGGAGGAGGAGGCCACGGGGGCAACACCCCGGGCAGCCCCAACCGCUCAGACCGCUCCCACUCCCCAGGCAGAGAGACCAUGACCUAUGCCCAGGCGCAGCGCAUGGUGGAGCUCGAGAUUCAGGGGCGCAUUCAUCGGAUUAGCAUCUUCGAGAACAUCGAUGUGGUGUCAGAGGAAGACAGCGAUGCAGAGGCGGCUCCACCUUCUGGGACUGGAGGCAGUGGCGGAGGUGUGUGUAACGGUGGCGAAGGUGGAGCUGGAGGUAGCGAGGUCGGGGGCAGUGGCAAGGACCGGCCAGACCUCCCGUCCUCUAAUGGGGGCAAAGCCACCCCAAAAUCUGGGAAGCACAAGAGCAAAGAAAAGAAGAAGGACGGCUCAUCGCAUCAUCACAGUGCACAGUCUGGACCUGCAGUCAAGCUUCCUGAGGCGGUGUUCAGAGAGCUGGACCAAGAGAGGCCCGAAGCGCCUCCUCGGCCGCUGUCAUACUACAGGUACAUUGAUAAGUCUGUGGAGGAACUAGAUGAGGAGGUGGAGUAUGACAUUGAUGAGGAAGACUACAUCUGGCUGGACAUCAUGAAUGACAGACGGCGGCGCGAUGGCGUGACACCCAUCCCCCAGGAGGUCUUUGAGUACCUCAUGGACCGCCUGGAGAAGGAGUCCUACUUCGAAAGCCACAACAAGGCAGAUCCCAGUACUCUCAUCGAUGAGGAUGCCGUCUGCUGCAUCUGUAACGACGGCGAGUGCCAGAACAGCAACGUGAUCCUCUUCUGUGACAUGUGCAACCUGGCCGUGCACCAGGAGUGCUACGGCGUGCCGUACAUCCCAGAGGGCCAGUGGUUGUGCCGGCGCUGCCUGCAGUCGCCCAGUCGAGCUGUGGACUGUGCGCUGUGUCCCAACAAGGGAGGAGCCUUUAAACAGACAGAUGAUGCACGCUGGGCUCACGUGGUCUGUGCUCUCUGGAUCCCAGAGGUUUGCUUUGCUAACACAGUCUUUCUGGAGCCGAUCGAUAGUAUUGAGCACAUCCCUCCUGCGCGAUGGAAGCUCACCUGCUACAUCUGCAAGCAGCGUGGCUCAGGUGCUUGCAUCCAGUGUCACAAAGCCAACUGUUACACUGCCUUUCACGUCACCUGUGCCCAGCAGGCGGGCCUCUACAUGAAAAUGGAGCCCGUUAGAGAGACUGGGGCCAACGGCACCUCCUUUAGUGUGCGCAAGACGGCCUACUGUGACAUCCACACGCCUCCAGGCUCCGCUCAGCCUUUAGGAGGAGUUGGUGGAGCCAGCAUAGGCUCCUCCCACAGCGAGGGGGAGCUGGAGGACGACGAUGAGCCAAGCAUCGGUCAUGAUGACGACUCCAAGGGCUGGAGCUCUGAGCGUGCCAAAAGGGCGAAGGCCAAAUCCAGGCUGAAGAUGAAAAGAGCGAGGAAGAUCUUAGCCGAGAGGAGAGCUGCAGCGCCAGUGGUGUCUGUGCCCUGCAUCCCUCCCCACAGGUUGAGUAAAAUCACCAGUAACCUGACCGUGCCCCGGAAAAGCCAGUUCAUGCAGCGACUUCACAGCUACUGGACCCUGAAGAGACAAAGUCGCAACGGCGUUCCUCUGCUGCGCCGCCUCCAGACCCACCUGCAGUCACAGCGCCAUAAUGACCCUCUCCCACCCCAGCCUUCGUCACAGCUUCCUUCAUUGGUGCAGAGAGACAGCGAGGAGAAACAGACUGCUUUAAAGGAGCAGCUCAAAGCUUGGCAAAGACUUAGACACGACCUGGAGAGAGCCAGGCUCCUGGUGGAGCUCAUCCGCAAGAGGGAGAAGCUCAAGAGGGAGACGAUCAAGGUGCAGCAGAUGGCGCUGGAGAUGCAGCUGACUCCCUUCCUGGUGCUGUUAAGAAGUACAUUAGAACAAUUACAGGAAAGAGACACUAACAACUUUUUCACUGAGCCUGUACCACUCGCAGAGGUGCCCGACUACCUGGACCACAUUGAUACUCCAAUGGACUUUCAGACCAUGUGGAACUUGCUGGAGUCCCACCGCUACCUCACCUUUGAAGCCUUCGAGGCAGACUUUGGCCUCAUUGUCAACAACUGCCUCAAAUACAAUGCCAAGGACACAGUCUUUUAUCGCGCUGCCCUGCGGCUAAGAGAGAUGGGCGGAGGCGUCAUGAGAACAGCCAGGCGCCAAGCAGAACGGAUCGGAUUUGACUAUGAAACAGGCAUGCACCUGCACCGAGAGCUGAGCCCAGACAGUCAGCGUGACCAAGAAAGAGACAGGGAGCGGGAGAGAGAGCGGGAGCGGGAGCGAGACAGGGACAGAGAAAGAGACCGCCCAUUGUCUUCUAAUGAAGACGAUCUGCUCCCGCCAGAGAACAGGCGACGUCUGCCCCUGGAAGAGCAGCUGCAUUACCUGCAGGUCCGCCUCGAUGAGGUCAGCUCAGGGAAGCACAGCAUCGGGCAGUCGCGUCGAGCCAAAGCUCUGAGGAAGGAGAUCAGCGUCAUCAAGAGGAAGAUUGCCCACCAGCGGGAGGAAGGUUCCUGCAAGGGCGGCCGGGAGUCUGUGGGAGGAGGAGGUCCGUCCCUCUCCCACCACCCGUCGGCGGGGGGGCACCAUGAUGAGGGGGGAGAGAGCAGCAGCCAGGAGAUUGGUGGAAAAGACCUGGGCGUGUCCUCGUCUGCCCUGGCCCCAGAGGUGGGCCGCCGCACGUCUGUCCUCUUCUCCAAGAAGAACCAAAAAAUGGCUGGACCCCCGAAAAGGCCCGGGCGCCCUCCAAAGAACAGGGACGCCGGCUACGCUGGGCCCGGGGUGGGCCCGAGCCCCAUCGGACCGCCCCAGCUGCCCCUGCUGUCGCCCUCCAGACCGAGGAAGAGGCCCCGCAGCCCCCACAGCAGCUCCAGCUCAGACAGCGACAGCGACAACGACGACCUGCUGCCGGGUUUGCCAAGUAAUGGCUUUGAUGGAGGAAACCAGCCGGUAACCGAGAGCUUCCGUGUGUACAGAAAUGAGCCUCGUCUCCCUCGUUCCAGCUCGGACUCCGAGUCCACCACCAGCAGCAGCAGCAGCGCCGCGUCCGACAGGACCAGUACGACGCCCUCCAAGCAGGGCAGAGGAAAAGCAUCGUUCUCUCGCUCUGCGUUUCCAGAAGACAGCAGCGAGGAAACGUCGGGCACCGAAAACGACUCGUACUCGGUCGGAGGAUCACGGGGAGUUUCACACUUGGUGCGCGGUCGGGCCAGGUCAGGAUGCUGGAUGACCUCUGACGACUACUCCUCCCUGGAAGCUCUGGACCUGGUUUGGGCCAAAUGCAGAGGCUAUCCUUCAUAUCCUGCUCUGAUAAUUGACCCGAAGAUGCCCAGGGAGGGGGUGUUCCACCACGGCGUCCCGAUCCCUGUCCCCCCACUGGAUGUGCUGAAGCUUGGGGAGCAAAUGACCCAGGAGGCCAGAGAGCAUUUGUUUCUGGUUCUUUUCUUUGACAACAAGAGAACUUGGCAGUGGCUGCCACGCUCCAAGCUGGUGCCGCUCGGCGUGGACCAGGAGCUGGACAAGGAGAAGAUGCUGGAGGGCCGGAAAUCCAACAUCCGCAAGUCUGUGCAGGUGGCUUAUCACCGGGCCAUGCAGCACCGCAGCAAGGUCCAAGGAGACCCCAGCAGCGAGACCAGCGACAGCGACUGAAGGCCCCGUCACACCACAGUCCACACACCCACACCCACUGGCCCCCAAGACAAACACAGUUAAUGCACACUAAGCCGUGUUGAAUCAGGCAUGUAAAAUUUUGUAUUUAAGAAAAUGUAUUAAUACUGAUAAUUAUGGAAAAAUAUGCUAUGUCCAGAAUCAUGAAUCCAAAUAUUCCUUGUGUAUGUGAUCUUCAGAUGUACGACGCAAAGCGAUGAUGGUUUACAGCCUCGAAAAACACCAUGGUUUUACACUAUGACGCGUACACGCCCGCUCCUCACACUCCUCUUUCACACACAUUCACACGUGUUUGUUAUUAGUGAAGAUUCAAAUCCAUGUAGUGAACACGGCCCAGCGCCCGCCGGGCGCCGGACCGGCAGGUCCAGCAGCUCCAAGUGUUGGUCCAACCAACGUCCACGUUAUUUAUUCUGCUCUGGAGCGUUUGAUGCUUCCAGUCGCUCAGACGUGCGCCACCGUCGAUCAUGUUCCUGUUUUUACAGUUUUGUUAACGUCUCUGUCUCACGGGUCUAUGAGCAGUCGGGACCCGAUGGCCUCACGUCUUUUAGUCUCAUGCUGACGGCUGUAGAACUUUUAUAUACACAGAUUGCAUAAAGAUAGAAUUUAAUAAAAAGUUGCGUUUUUGUAA
This is a messenger RNA of Betta splendens (Siamese fighting fish), 4857 nucleotides long. RefSeq names its product bromodomain and PHD finger containing, 1 (gene brpf1). NCBI's taxonomy places the organism in Eukaryota, Metazoa, Chordata, Actinopteri, Anabantiformes, Osphronemidae. Bases 306 to 4211 code for a protein of 1301 amino acids. The transcript has 16 exons. Gene Ontology annotation, cellular component: MOZ/MORF histone acetyltransferase complex. The record is from RefSeq and is a predicted model, not a curated record. Gene Ontology annotation, biological process: regulation of transcription by RNA polymerase II. Gene Ontology annotation, molecular function: protein binding.